AUGGCACAAGAGCAGGUAGUAAAUGUAUUCACUGGCCAGACAUCAUUACUAAAACACGCACCUACAAUGGCUACGACCUACAAGCACCAGACCCUACAGGACCCACAAGCACCAAACUCCUACAGGAACUACAAGCACCAGACUCCUACAGGACCUACAAGCACCAGACUCCACCAGGACCCACAAGCACCAGACUCCUACAGACCCAAGCAAGACCACAAGACCCAUAAGCACCAGACUCCUACAGGACCCAAGCACCAGACUCCUACAAGACCCACAAGCACCAGACCUACAGGAUACAAGCACCAGACUCCUCAGGACCCCAAGACCUACAAGCACCAGACUCCUACAGGACCCAAGCACCACCAGAGGGUCCUACAAGCACCAGACUCCUACAGGGCACCACCAGACCCUACAGACCUACAAGACCCAUACAAGGCACCAGACCAGGACCCACAAGCACCAGACCCACAGGACCCACAAGCACCAAAUUCCUACAGGGCCCCUACAAGCACCAGAGACUCCUACAGGACCUACAAGCACCAGACUCCCACAGGACCUACAAGCACCAGACUCCUUGGACCAACAAGCACCAGACUCCUACAGGGUCUCCUACAAGCACCAGACUCCUACAGGACCUACAAGCACCAGACUCCUACAGGACCUACAAGCACCAGACUCCUACAGGACCUACAAGCACCAGACUCCUACAAGACCUACAAGCACCAGACUCCUACAAGACAGCUGGUAGUGGAGAGAUGGUCACCAGACCUCAUCAAUAUUCAGGGCUCGACGUUGGAGGUAUUUUCAAGGAGGCCAAUAUAG
This is a messenger RNA of Homarus americanus (American lobster), 825 nucleotides long. Its product is annotated as extensin-like. The record is from RefSeq and is a predicted model, not a curated record. Bases 1 to 825 code for a protein of 274 amino acids. The transcript is spliced from 2 exons. NCBI's taxonomy places the organism in Eukaryota, Metazoa, Arthropoda, Malacostraca, Decapoda, Nephropidae.